GUAAAGAGAACACGGUUGCAAUAGAUAUCAAAGAUAGAGAAGACGAGGUUGUAGAAAAUGUCAAGGGUAGAGAGGACACGGUCGUGGAAAAUGUAGAAGUCAUAAUAACCGGGGACGAUAAAUAUUCAGGAUUUAGCAAAGCAGAAACCUUAGAACUGGAAAUCCUGGAUGAUAUCGAUCCGAUAAAUGUACCCGAAUCAAAAUUCUGUCUCUCGUUCAAACACACCCUCCCAACAAUAUAUUCGGUGUUCAUGAGAAUGCCGCGAAGUCUUCUUCCAUUUUCAUUUGGAAUGUUUAUUCUCGUUGAAGGUUGGAUUUCAUUGUUCGCAGACUUCUUUUCUACCCUCACACCAUCCUUCAUACCUGCCGUAUUUGUCACGGCAUUUGCCUCUAUCGUUCUCUGCAACCUGUUGAAUAAUCUUCCAAUGACGGUGUUGUUUGCGCGAAUUCUACAACACCCGAACUUUUCACAGGCACCACACGUGACACCAUCGGUGAUGACAGGUUGUCUUUUCGCGUUGGUUAUUGGAAGCAACGUGGGUGCUUGUUUUACGAUUGUCGGGGCAUUGGCAGGAUUGAUGUGA
Molecule: messenger RNA, 584 nt
Organism: Acaulospora colombiana
Lineage: Eukaryota; Fungi; Glomeromycota; Glomeromycetes; Diversisporales; Acaulosporaceae
Source: the annotation of a GenBank genome assembly